This is a messenger RNA of Durotheca rogersii, 821 nucleotides long. RefSeq lists its product as uncharacterized. The transcript has 2 exons. The record is from RefSeq and is a predicted model, not a curated record. Lineage: Eukaryota; Fungi; Ascomycota; Sordariomycetes; Xylariales; Xylariaceae. The coding region runs from base 336 to 821 and encodes 161 amino acids.
ACGCUUCGUUUCUUCCUGUCGAGCCGGUGGAUUAGUCGCCCCUCUUCCAUACGCCGGGAAGUUCUUUUUUUUACCCAAUCACGGAGGCGAAGACCUUGUCGCCAUAGAGUCAAUUCGCUGCCCACAGCCUAGCGCCAUACGAACUUCGAAGUCCUGAACCGGCAUCUGAGAUACUUGUGCCAAGCUACGGACAGGAUUUCACAAGGUGGACGCCAAUACCACUCAGCAAUCCCUGUUCAUGCUCUGGGAGCCAAGGAAGCAGCGUUUAGGAUUCAUGUUCCAUCACUGAUAUCGCUCUGUCCUCUCUAUCCAAGACUGGACACAAGAAAAAACUAAUGACCGGUGCGGCCCCCGGUAGCCAAGCAGCAAGCCAGCCGGUCCCGAUAGAUGCCGAGAAAAACAUAGGGGAAGUUGACAUGCUGCUCGGCAAAUGGACCCGAGGUGGGACGACUUGGUACCCUGUGAAGUGGAAGGGCUUUCAUGACAAGGAUAGCACGUGGGAGAAGCGAAGAGACAUAUACGCUGAGCUAGUCGAUGAGUCGAGUUAUGAAUGGAACCACUUUGCGAUUAAACGAUUACUUGUGGAAUGGAAAGGUCCGGGCGGUGACAAUUCCUGGGAGAAGGAGGCGGGCAUAAGUUAUGUCGUGAAUGUACAUUUUAGGGUUUCCGUCCCAGACGUUUGGUCCUCAGGCAGAGCUGUUGGUUCCCGCCGUCCGUGCUCUUUGAUUAAAGCCGAGCCGUGCAUACACUGGGCUGCGAUGACGUUAGGUCACUGUUCGUUUUUUUCACCAGUGUUAAAUUCGAACCAUGUGUCAACAUGA